GAAGAUAAAUAAGGUUAUUUUCGGUUGAGCAAAGCGAAUUAGAAAAUAACAUUGAAUUGUUUGUGAAAUGCUCGUUUUGUGAAACCGUCCCGACUCACUUUUUCCAUAUAAAGGUUAGGUUUAAAAAGUACACAAGACUUAUAUAAACUUCUUUCUUAACGAACUCAAUGAUAUCAAGUUGCUUUUAUUUUAUUUUUAUAACCUCUACAAUAACUUUGGAAGAUUAUUACAGAAAUAGACUUCUUACUCAUUAUCAAAAUAAAAAAAACUAAAAAAAACUGAUGGUGUAAAUCUAUUUUUCAUUUAGACUGAAGUUCUAUACCCUCUCUCUUAUAAAUCUCUUUCAUGACAGAACUUUCAUCACACACAUUUCAAAUCAUAUUUGAAAAUAGGAUAUGCGCUAUCGUCCGUCAUGACUGCACACAGGACUACGCGAGAAAAAUGUCGCAUGGCGAAUUACGCCUUUAUGGAGAACAUCACGGCCAUGAAGCAGGAGAUUGAACAGCUUCACAAAUCUUUGUUUAUGACUUUCUCUGACAAAUUUGACUUACAAAGCAAGAUGGCGGCAUACGAGCGCAGCGUGGAGGAGCGAAACAAGCUCUUUGCAUCACAACUUGCGGACGUUAUUUACCUGAUUGAGUAUCAUAUAGAGCAAAUCGUCAUGGAAACGAGAUGCUUUUACUUUCGUCGCAACACAGUAAAACAGAAGGUUCAAAUGUUGUGUAAAGUGCGCACUCAGUUGAAGAAUUUACAUUCUACAAUGUUCCCCCCUGGCAUGGAAAAUCAUAAACUCUCCACUAACUUCGAUACGUUUGAAACCAUGAGGGCUUACUUUGUUUAA
Hydractinia symbiolongicarpus is the source of this 841-nucleotide messenger RNA. RefSeq lists its product as uncharacterized. The transcript has 2 exons. NCBI's taxonomy places the organism in Eukaryota, Metazoa, Cnidaria, Hydrozoa, Anthoathecata, Hydractiniidae. Bases 413 to 841 code for a protein of 142 amino acids. The record is from RefSeq and is a predicted model, not a curated record.